AUGCGCUUCUCCCAGAUCUUGACCCUUGUGGGCGUUGCAGCCACUGCGGCUGUUCACGCCGUCAGUCUCCCUCCUGGUGUCCCUAGAGACCUCCUCGAGUUCCGCAGCAAGCAUCCGUACAGCCCUCCCAAGCACGGCCACCGCAAGAUUGUCACGAUCCGCGCGUCGAAAAACGACCGGGAUGAUGUUUCGGCGGAAUUUGCGAGGGGAAUCAAGAAGGCAAACAACGGCGGCACCUUGUAUCUGCCCAGGAAGAAGAAAUUCGUUAUCGGCAAAGUCCUUGACUUGACUGGCUUAAAUGACAUUCACGUCCAUCUCGAUGGCGAGAUCAAGUUCACCAAUAACGUGGAGUACUGGCAAAAGAACGCCUGGUAUCACCCAUUCCAGAAGUCCAUUAUGUUCUGGAAAUGGGGCGGCAAAAACAUCAAGAUUUAUGGUGAGGGUGUCAUUGAGGGCCAAGGACAGCGCUGGUGGAAUGAAUUUGAGAGCGGUACAGGAUCCAUCCUUAACCCCGACAACAAGUACUACCGGCCCAUCCUUUUCUACGCCGAGAACACCACCAACCUGGACAUUUCCGGCAUCCAUCUCAAGGACUCUCCGUGCUGGAACAACUUUAUUGUGAGCUCCAAGAACGUCCGCUACACGGACGUCGUGGCUACAGCUUUGUCCAACAACGGCAGCGUCAUCCCCAAAAACACCGACUUUAUGAACACCAUGAACACAUCCGGUGUCCACAUUGAACGCGCCUGGGUCAAUAUUGAUGACGACUGUUUCUCGCCGAAGCCCAAUAGCUCUGACCUCUACGUCAACACCAUGUACUGCAAUGGUACUCACGGACAGUCUAUGGGCUCGCUUGGCCAGUACAAAGGCGAAGUCUCUAACGUCCAUGACGUCCACAUUGAGAACGUCUGGAUGAUGAACGGAGACUACUCAGGCGCUCGCAUCAAGACAUGGGCCGGCGCAGAUACCGGUACCGGAUAUGUUAAAAACGUCACAUUCAAGAACUUUUGGGUCGGCCGAAUGGACUACGGCAUCAUCCUCGACUCGUGCUACUUCAACAAGUCAACCGAAGAAUGCAAGAAGUACCCUUCGGGCAUGCAAAUCAGCGACAUCCGCUUCGAGAACUUCACUGGGUACACGUCGGGCAUCUACGGUAACGCCGUUGCGCGCCUCUCUUGCUCGACGAGUGAGAGUGCCGUCUGCGACAACAUCGUCAUUAAAGACUUCGACGUCAAGACUCCUUGCGGCGGGGAUCCUGUCAUCAUCUGCGACGGCGUCAAAGGCCACCUUGGCGUUGACUGUGUCUCUUACGAUAGUCCAGAGGCAAAGGCGGCGCUCGCGGCAAAAUGCAAGACCCCCAUGGCGGAGAUUGAUCUUGAUCCCUGGGGGAGCGGACAGGUCGAGAAACUCGAUGCAUACCACCCCCUCUGA
Messenger RNA from Ilyonectria robusta, 1431 nucleotides. Its product is annotated as pectin lyase fold/virulence factor. Gene Ontology annotation, molecular function: polygalacturonase activity. Gene Ontology annotation, biological process: carbohydrate metabolic process. The record is from RefSeq and is a predicted model, not a curated record. The transcript has 7 exons. The coding region runs from base 1 to 1431 and encodes 476 amino acids. NCBI's taxonomy places the organism in Eukaryota, Fungi, Ascomycota, Sordariomycetes, Hypocreales, Nectriaceae.